Molecule: messenger RNA, 2342 nt
Organism: Scophthalmus maximus (turbot)
Lineage: Eukaryota; Metazoa; Chordata; Actinopteri; Pleuronectiformes; Scophthalmidae
Product: proton channel OTOP2
Exons: 8
Coding region: 497-2245 (582 amino acids)
Biological process (GO): proton transmembrane transport
Cellular component (GO): membrane
Molecular function (GO): proton channel activity
Source: RefSeq, a predicted model, not a curated record
CUUCCGGCAUCUUGCACGUUUGUGGCAGGCCCCCGAGGGCACGUUGGGUGACCUUUGUCUCCAGGCUUGUGACUGACACGAGUGCGCACAGCUUCGCAGUAAAGUUGAUGAGCUCUGGACCACAUCGGCCUGUUGCAAGCAGGACCAUUCAUCUCAGUGUGUAUUCACAUAGCUCAGUAAUCCUACUUCUUGAACCACGACCAGGAUUGUGCACACACACAAAAAGAAAUUAUAAUAAUUUGACAGAAUUUUGCUUUGAGGCAGCCACACACGGGCAAACAGGAAAUGAGUUUGCAAGCGGUGAUUGGAAGAGGAGGGACAGAAGAGAACCACCAAUCACCCCUAACUACCAUCACCUGAACUGCCCCACUAACUCUCCCUGUGCUGCGAACCUGACCUGGCAGAGAGAGGAAUACCGGCUCAGCGAUCAUCUGUAUUGUUGUCACACGUCUUGAAUGUCUUUGGAGCUGCUCCGGAUGCUACUUUAAUCGCCACCAUGAAAACUGCGGCUGAGCAUAUAUUUCGGACCUGCAACAGACUUUUCUCUAGAAAAACACCAAAUGACGUUGUGGAGGCCCAUCCGUCAAACAUAGAAACGGCAGCCCAACUGGACAACAUCCAACAUCUCCCGAGCACUUCCCCUCCUCCCAGGGCGGAGGCUUUGAGGGAGUGUGUCCACCAUGUGGAGGCGGUGUUGGAGCGGGCCCACCACGGUGGCGGCUGGCUCCUGUCCGGCAUCAUCUGCAUGAACAUCCUGAUCCUGGGCUGUUCUCUGAUCAGCGGCAGUGCCACCAGCGGGCUCAUUACUACCGUGCACCACCAGAUCUUCCUCAUCGUCCUCCUCCUCCUCACAAUGUUGUGGAUGCUCUUUUACAUGGUCUUCACCUCUCGAAAGGAUCAAGCCUCCUUGUUCAAAGAUGGCCACGCAGGGCCGGUGUGGCUCCGAGGUGGACUUGUGCUGUUUGGCUUGCUCAGUCUACUCAUGGACUCAUUCAAGAUUGUCACCUAUGUGGGCUACCUUCACUGUGAAUCACCUGUUAAAGUUGCCUUCCCGGUUGUGCAAGCUGUAUUCCUGUUCGUCCAGACAUACUUCCUCUGGACUCAUGCAAAAGACUGUGUGCAGCUACAAACAAAUUUUACACGGUGCGGCCUCACUCUCACACUUUCAACUAACCUGGUGGUGUGGAUGGCGGCAGUGACCGAGGAAUCCAUUCACCAAACUGUCAUUCCUGAUUUAAAUAUCAGUGUCUCACACAAGCUGUACAGAGCCAACUUUGGUGAUAGAAAAUGUAAAUGCAGCCACUCCGUGUGUGACACCUUCAAAGAGGCCUUCUACUACCUGUACCCCUUCAACAUAGAAUACAGCCUCUUUGCUUCGGCUAUGGCCUACGUCAUGUGGAAGAAUGUGGGUCGACUUGUGGAGGAUCACAGCCACCACAAUGUUAAGUUUCGUCCGAAGGAUGUGUGUUUUGGUCCCGUGACGGGAAUACUUCUGGUUCUGUCGGGACUCGUAACAUUCAUACUGUACGAGGUGGACAUACUGAAGGAGGACAAGGAGAAGAGGGACAAGGCCUUAAUGAUUCAUUUCAUCACCAAUAUAGUGAUAGUGAGCCUGAUGUCCAUCUCCGCUACGAUUGGCUGCGUUGUCUACAGGUUCGACCGCAGGGAGCAUGUAUCCGAGAAGAACCCCACUCGCAGCUUGGAUCUGGGACUGCUGGUGGGAGCCUCAAUGGGCCAGUUGGUCAUCAGCUAUUUCACCAUUGUGGCUAUGGUGGUGACGGGCGCCAGAGGCUACCUGAACGCCCUCAACCUGGCCUGGGCUGUGCUCAUGGUGCUGGAGCUCGGCCUCCAGAACUACUUCAUCAUUGAAGGCCUGCACCGGGAGCCCUUCUUCAUGAUGCAGGAAGCGGCUCUGCACACGAACGCUCACGCCUUCCACGAACACAUAGAGAUGACCCUUGUGAUGGAGAGCAAUAAGACCAACUACUUCUUGAAUUCAAGUGCGGACAAGCCAAGUUGGAAGAGGAGAAUCCUGAAGGAAGUGUGUGCCUUUCUGCUGCUCGCUAACAUCAUUAUGUGGAUCAUGCCUGCAUUUGGUGCUCGUCCUCAGUUUGAUCACCCCGUGGAGAUCAAAUUCUACAGGUUCACAGUGUGGGCUGCGAUCGUGAAUGUUGGACUCCCUUUUGGAAUCUUCUACCGCAUGCACUCAGUGGCCAGUCUGUUUGAGGUCUACUUAACCUCUUAGAAAUAGGUAGAGCUAAGUAUGGAGGGUAAUUUUAUCAAAGCCAAUGUUAUGUAUUGAAUCAUGAACUUGAACUAAUAAAUGUUUUAUUUAAAAAAAA